This is a messenger RNA of Penicillium digitatum Pd1, 1302 nucleotides long. Its product is annotated as putative MFS transporter. Gene Ontology annotation, biological process: transmembrane transport. The record is from RefSeq and is a predicted model, not a curated record. NCBI's taxonomy places the organism in Eukaryota, Fungi, Ascomycota, Eurotiomycetes, Eurotiales, Aspergillaceae. Gene Ontology annotation, molecular function: transmembrane transporter activity.
AUGGUCACUGCAGUUCUACCAACUAUCACUGGGACAACCUUUAAUGAUCAGGUAUACCGUGCGUCUACGUCUUCGGAGUUGACCAUCACACCGGAGCGCGCCAGGAAUGGCCAUUCCAUAAAUAUUGGUGCUUCCACCGCAUCGCCGUCUGCGCGACUUUCCGGUUUUGUUGGCAUGUGCGCUGGCUGUGGUGCACUUGUGGCACUGGUUGUUUUCCUGCCGCUUGCGGCCCAGUUUGAGAAGAUGGGAUUGUCGCCAGCGCAGGCGAUCCAACGCAGCUACUACCUGGUUGCUGUCGUGUCCCUUGUUAUCUGCCUCGUAUGCUCCAUUGGUCUUCGUGAUCUUCCUGGAGAAAAGGGCAAAAAUUGGAGUGCCUUGUGGAAAACAUCUCACCACUGUAAUGACGAAGGUGGAGACGACGAUGAUCUAUCUCUUCAUAGGCCAACAAUGCCAUACUGGAAGCAGUUGGCAACUGCCCUUCAGCUGGGAUUCCGACACCGUAGCAUUGGGCUCGGCUACGUCGGAGGCUUCGUAGCUCGUGCCUCUUCUGUGGCGAUUUCACUGUUCAUUCCUCUCGCUGUCAAUCACUACUAUCGAGUAUCGGGCCUCUGCAACGAGGAACAUGAACCUGUUCCUGGGUCGGGGCUAGGGGAUAUCAAGAAAGCUUGCCCUCGUGCAUACAUUGUCGCAUCUAUACUGACCGGGGUGUCUCAGUUGGUGGCAUUGAUUGCAGCUCCAGCAUUUGGUUACCUGACAGAUAAAUCACGACGAUACAACUUCCCACUUCUUUUCGCAGCGUUCGUGGGAACCAUCGGCUAUAUCAGCUUCGCUAUGCUUCCAAACCCUUUGUUCGAAAGACCCGAUGGCAAUCCGGGGGUGUUUGUUGUUAUGGCUCUGCUUGGAACCAGCCAGAUCGGGGCAAUUGUUUGCAGCUUGGCUGUUUUGAGCAACGGUAUUUUACGAGUCAAUAUUGACAGUGAAACAAUAAGAUCUGAGGAGCGACGCGUCUGUGGGGACGAGAAUGUUGCAGAGCCCGAUGAGGGCCACUCUCUUCUUGCUGGGUCGUUGAACCAGAGAUUGGAGCAUCUUUCCCACCUCAAAGGCUCCAUCGCAGGUGUCUAUUCAUUAUAUGGGGGAGCAGGCAUCCUGCUAUUGACCAAAGUUGGCGGGCUGCUAUUCGAUAUCCUGUCGGCGAGCACACCAUUCUAUCUCAUGGCUGGGUUUAAUGGCGUGCUCCUCGUCCUAGGGAUUGUCUGUGGGGGCAUCAACCACUUCGGAUCCUCGACAGGAAGGGCUUGGUGA